AUGACGGAGUUAUUUACUCACUACGAACAACAGUUCGGAAAUAUCAGCGCUGAAAUUACGGCGAAAAUUUGCAAGAUUCCGAACCUUCAUGGAUGUAAGUUUGAUUGUGAAUUUGACAAUUUGUUGAAAUUGACUCGUGUUGUAGCUUCUUUUAAACUUAAAACGGCGUUAUUUUAUUUUUUCCUUUAGCAUCGAAGAAGGGUGUAGUCAGCGACGUCGAACGAUGCUUUGAUGAAGCUCGUGAAUUGGUAAGAAACGAAAGAUUUAUGAUUUCAAGAUUGAAUGAAAAAUAAUCAACUUUAUUAAGCUUAUGUUGAAUAUCAUUGUGUUUGUGUAUGCGUCUUAUUCCCUUUACAUCUGUAAGAUUCGAUAAACAUUUAAUUUUGACAGCCGUCUUUUAUCCACACAAUGGUCAGGCUCAGAUUGCUCAAAACUCUCAGUAUCAUUAUUAAAGUUUAUUCAGAUUUAUUUGGUAAAAAUCUAAAAAACUCUGAAAACACGGUUUCUUUUUGUCACUGCGAUUGUUCUUUCCUUUUCUUAAAUCUUAAUGGAUAAAUAUAUUUGGCACAAUUACACCAGUCCAUUAAAUUAUUAACAUUGUUUCUGAUUGAUAUUGGACUAGAGUGUCAUUUCAUUUUUAAUAAAGUAACGCUUCCUGUAAGAACUAUAGAAAACUCAACAACGCAGCAGGAUCUAGACGGUAGUGUGUUUCCAAUUAACCUAUUGAAAUCCAGCCCUGUGAUUGGCUAGAAAACGAAAAAGGCUAAAAACUGAUAGUAGCAUAUUGAAAAUUUCCUUGAAGUUCUAAGGUUCCAUAUAUGGAAUUUGGCUAUUGUUUCGUAUAUGUAAAUUUCAAGAGAAUCUUAUGCGGGGUUUAGAGAGGCCCUGCCAGGGUAAAUUCUGACAAGCGACAUGGCCCAAAAAGUUGUGACAGCGCGUAAAAUGAAAUCGCGACAAGAGACAACCUCUCUCAGCUAAAUUGCAACGGUGACAGCAAAGCCGACAAUAAGCGACAAGCAUUUAUAAAUACCGACACGAGACAUUUUAAAAUUCAGAUGGGCGACAUGGGAACCCCCCUUGGCAGGGCCUCUUAAUAACCAUAGUUAUGGCCCAUCUUUACCUUUUCACUGAGUAUCCAUCAUCUUCUAUUGUUAUCCCAGCCAGAAAACAGUGGUUAUUCCUAGCCCUUUUUUGAUUGUAAAUUUUAUGUAUCUUUUUUCUAAAAUUGAUAGUACAUUAGUAUAUUAUGCCUUUUGUGACUGUAUGCCACAUUAUUUUCACUUUGAAGGCAUUUUAGUGAUCCAUGUGCGUCAUACCCAUGAAACUGUCAAGAAAUGAUGAAAGAAAAGUAAAACAUUGUUCUCUGGACUGUUAUCAGAGAAAAUGCACAGUUCUCUAAUACAAUUUUUUUCCCUUUUUGAAUCUGCAAAGAUUAAUAGAAAAUAUAUACAGUAAGCAAAAUCUCAGCAAAAUUAUUGGGCUUUAAUAAAUAAAAUUUUCUUCAAAAAAUUUGAAUUUCAUGCCAAAUGGCCUUUUAACUAAUGAGAAGGCUCAUCUGGGGCUUUAAUGUUCACAUGUUGGCUCACCAUAUGAAAAAACGGCUAUCAUUGCGGCCGCCUAUUGUUUUUCACCAUAGUUUUUAUGCAAAGCGUUCCUUCAUUUUUUAUUCAGUUUUCCCUUCAAAAUGAUUAUUUAUCAGAGUAUUAGAUCUUGGUCUAUUUUUCCACAAAGUUUUAGCUUGCAUUGUUUAUCUUGGUACCUGUAGGUGUUUUACUCUCUUAUUUAUGUAACUCCCAACUUUUGCCAAGUUGCAUGCUUGUGAUUUUUGCAUCCAUAUUACCGGACCGUCUGAAAAAAUUUGAACCUUGCCAAUGAUGUUCUGAUGACUUCCAAAAAUUAGCAAAGAUUCCCAGAUUUCCAAGGGUCACCAAACUGUAGGGAAGGGAAGCGCCAAACAAGUCUUGGCGCCAUCUUGGUGAGAUCACACAUAUCUUGGCAAGAUUACCAAGGAACAUCGUGCUGAGAUCGCCGUUAUACCCUAGAUUGUGCAUAACAUAUUUGUUGGUAUUUUUUUGGAAUUAAUAUUAAUUGUGCCCUAUUUAUGUGAAAUUGUCCUAUAUGCAUUUGAUCAAAGUUUUUUAUCCUUAGGCGUAUGACACACACAUAAUAGGUGUGAGUUGGCAGCUAUGUAUUUACUCAGGGAGUCAUCCUGCCCUGAAUAUCAUUAGACACUGUGAUUUUUCUUUUCUAGAUAGAACAAAUGGAGUUGGAAGUUAGAGAAGUUACAGGUGAAGAGAAAGCAAGAUUAAAUAACAGACUCAAAGCCUACAAAAAUGAAAUGCAGAGAUUUGAACAAGACUUGGUAAGCAACCAAAUAAAAAUACAUGUUUAUGGCCUGAGUGAGUGCACCUCUUUAAAAAUUAGCUUUGCAGGCUCCUCUUGUCACCCGCAAUCCUAAUCUCCAGAUUGUUGUUACGCAUGCUUCGCAUGUAUGUAGCCAGCAUUCAUUUGGACUUCCAGUAAGAAUGAAUGGAAUGCACAGAACGCAAUGUGAUCACGCGCAUUUGGACCUUCUGUCAUUUGUAAUAUGAUCAUGCGGGUUUUGACCAUCUGUCAUGUGAAACUUACACAAACACUUCGAUUGAGCAAAAGUGUUUUGAUCUUCCAUCAUUGUUGCCCACACUCCAUAACCUAGCAUGUAGUUACCAUCUUUGAUUUUGAAAGGAGAGGUUCAAUUAUUGAGUUCAGAAAAUGACUAGUUUUGAUGAGGCUCUCUUAGGUGGAGUGCAGAUGUCCAUAGUCUGAAUUUCAAACCCAAGUGGAAAAACAUGCAACAAACAUGCGAGUAGAAAAUUGUAAACAAAGGCACAACACAGGGCAGUGUUAAUGGAUCAUAUCUUUUAAAUUUGUUCCUAAACGACUUAGAAAUAGAUGAGCAUGACGAUAUAGCUUUAUUUAAAUAUACUGACGAUACUACCAUCUUAGUAUUAAAUGCUCACUAGAGGUUUAUCUGAUCGAUCUGACUUUGCCUUUUCCAAAUGUAUGGACUAGAUGUUUGCAAAUGGCAUAUGGAUGCAAGUAGUAAAUGCAACGAAUUACUUUUGCAUAAGAAAGGGAAUCAAACAGCUUAUCCAGUGUUACACAAUAUCAAGCAAAAUAAAUUAUUAUCCCCUUGUUGAGAGUUACAAUACUAUUGUACAUGUAAGUUUAGUUUGCAUGUUAAAGCUAAACUUAAUGAAGCCAACAAUUAUUUGAAGCCAAUAUUUAUAUUGAAGCUAAUAUUUAUAUAGACUUCUAAUUAUUAGAAGUCUGUGCAAGGAAGAAUAUACACAAGGAGAAAGUGAUGUUCUUUUUUUGUAAUUUUGCUGUCUAAAAUAAUGUAUGGCCUUUCAGUUCACAUGGCUACCAUUUCAGACCUUACCUCUGUGCAAAGCUUUUUAACAAGAUGUCACAAGAGACGCUAUACAUCUGUUAGUUAUAGCGUCAAUAACUUAUUGGAAAAAAGUGACCGCUGUCUCUUUUUUCACUGAAACAUUACGACCAUCCAUUAAAUAAUCUUCUCUCCUGGUAUAAGGACUCAUCAAAGCGGCUUAGAAAUAGAUCCAUUGUAACUGAGAGCUAGUGUAAACACUGAAUGUUUUAUAGCUUUUUUAACAAAUUAGUAUUUAAGUGUAACUUACAUAGCCGUAUAGAUUUUCAAUUUUCGUAUUUAACUUAAUUUACUUCAGGCCCGUAGGCUGGUUUUUGCCUGGGUGGUUUCUUUUUCGCUUAAAACGGACCUUUAAUGUUAACAGUGUCAUACAAAAUUAAACUUACCGUUACUUGUACUGGGGGGGUGAGGUGUCCGUAGCAGGAGUAGUCUGUAAUGAUGGCUGCAUCUCAUUCUGAACUGAACUAUCAUUUAACUCUGAAGAUACCUCACCUGUUUUCGACUUUUUUGACAGAAAUCUUUCUAACAUUUGGCAUGAAGCCCCUGCCCGUUUUCUUUCUCUUUCUUUUUGCUCACGACGCCCCAUAGUAACAAAGCAAAUCAACGGCGAUUUCCUAGGCCAAUGAACUUGAUGCUAUGUAAGCACAACAUGGCGACCACUCGUUUCAGGCCAUUACAGUUCAAAGAUGGACGUUGGGUUCCAGGCUCAGAAACAACCAAAAGCCAAUGGUGUACUGAAAUAUUUCUUCACUAAACAGAGUGAAUACUAAAGAAAACUAAAGCAUCGAGAUUUGGAAGCUGCCACAGAUCCCAAAAUAUGGGAAAUUUAAGAAUAACGAGCUAAUUGUAUGGUUUCAGUAAUUUUUUUAUACAUGCAAGACAUGUUUUAAGCCAGUCAAAUUAUUUGUGAUUAGGCCACUGAGCGGACCUUUCCAGGCAGUGGGGGGUUUCGUCCGAACCCUUCGAACCCCCCCAGCCUACGGGCCUGUACUUGUAUAAAUGUUUUAAACUAGGUUUUUAAACAGAUUGGUUUUUAAGUAUAACCUAGCUGUGCAAAUAUUUGAAUUUUUAAUUUUUUUUUUACCUUUACUUGGAUACAACUGUACUUUGCGAUUUAUUGUCUCUUAACAUUUCAAUGUAACCUCUGAUAUAUGUAUUUUUAUCCAAUGAAUAUAGACUUAUUUCAUAGGAAAGUAGAGGAAAAAUAGCACCAAAAGAAAUCUCUAGGGUAGCUGUUUUAUUCCCUGCCUACUUGUUGUAUUUACCUCGCAUCUUGAAAUCUUAGUGACAUCCCUGUCUGGGGUUGGAAUUUUUCCCUAUUAAGAACUGUUUUGUCAGCCUUCUACUCAUUUCAUAGAAAGCAGUCCAGUAAAACUAAUUAGGGGAUGCCUCUCAAUUUUCUCCUUCACUACUACAGAAAAAAGCCAGAGUAGCUUUCUCUGACCAGGAAGGCAGAAAUGAAUUGCUUGGAGGCGAGGAUUCGCAGUACAGUUCUGAAGAUCAGGUAAUUGUUUUAUCCCAGAAUGAUAUUAAUUUUAAUCAUUUCACUUCCAAAGGUACAGUGUAGCCUCAGCCACAAAGAUAUUUUCCUCAAUUUCAGUGGAUGUUUAUUACUAUUAAUUUUGUUCCAUCAUUCAGUUUAAACCCAUAAUGAUUAUAAACAUUUUUUUAAUACAUCUGGAUUCAUUUUUCAAGAGAGCAAGAUUAUUAGACAACACUGAAAGAUUGGAGAGGUCUGGAAGGCAACUGGAGGAAGGUUAUAAGAUGUGCGUAGAGACAGGUGAGGCUUACGAUAUAAUACUGUAAAUCCUCUAUUAAGCCCCCCAGAGGGCUUAUUUAUUUCAAGCCCAUUUGGGGGUGGGGGGGGGGGGCCUCAAAAGAAACGGGGUGCCUAUUUGAGAGGGGGGGUGGCUUAUUUCAUUUUGAAAUGACAAUGGUAUCAGUUCUCCAUAAAGAACUAGAAUACAAAGUGGAAAAGUUCAAGUACAAGAAGUUUUAGGCCAUGCAGCCAAUCCGAACUUCCAGUUGGUAAAUAAACCAUCCCAGAUCAGUCUACACAAAGUUUUACAGUUGUGAUUAAUUAAUACAUUCUAUCACUAAUUAGUGAAGAAUAAUUAGGGGAGAGGAGGGGGGGGGGGCUUAUUAAUUUUCUUCCCCUGAAAAGGGGGGUUAUUAGAGAGAGGAGCUUAUCUGAGAGGAGGGGGGACUUAAUAGAGGAUUUAAGGUGUAUAGAUUUAACUAAGGCCAAAAGCAAAGCUCUUGUGGCCAGUGGGAUACUUUAAGAAAAGUCUUUCUGCUGUAAUUGGACUCCAAACUAGUAAGUUUGACAUUUCACAUCCGCUAACAUAAGCGGGUGGACGUAUGUACGGACAAUUUUGUCACAAAAAAAAAUUCUUAGAUGUGUAGAUAACCAAAUUUUAUUUCCCGUGGUGCUCCGCUGCGUGCACUUUGCGCGUGCUAGAGCUCCACUAAGAAACGGAUAAUAUGUUACCAGAAGCGUUAUCUCAAUUGUGGCGGGAUGUUUCUGGAUCAGCCGUGGGAUAACACUUAUUGGGCAAAAGACUUGACUGAAAUCAGAAACUGCACGUGAAAAUUCUCUGGCAAUCCUCGUGAAUAUGCUUGUUACAACCUGACGUUUGGCAGUAUGUAGGUUGUGAUCUCAUUCGCUCAGAAGCCCUUCAAUUAAGCUAAUCAAUCCAGGCUGACCACAUGAUUACAGUGAUAGACCUCACCUGAUAAACUGUUCUCCUGUGUUGAUGCCAGGGUAGUCAAAUUUUGAAAAAAUGCUGUUAAUUUGUGUGCAUCUCUUUCCGUUUCAGAACAAAUAGGAGUCGAUAUUAUGAAUAAUUUACAUAGAGACCGAGAAGUCAUGGAGCGUGCAAGAGACAGAGUACGUAUAUGAAGCAUUUUUACAGAUAAAAUAGGAGCGAGGUUUUUUUUAUUUGAGUUCUUAGAAUAGAGUCUUGGUAGGAUUAAUCAUGACCCAUAUAACGAUCAUAAAUUUAGUCGUACGUUAUCAUGGAAGCAUUUAUGCACCCCAGGGGGGAGGGGUUACUCCCGUUUAUGGCCUAAACGGAGAGGACCCGCCUAAAUGUGGUACCUUUUUCAGGCUUCAGGUAUAUGAAAAGGUAGGGAUUUCACUUGUUGAAGUAUAUGAAAGGGUAGGAAGAUCUGUUAAGAAGACCAAAACAAACCCGUUGCAAAAAUGUGUGACUCAGCAAGUAAUAUAUCAGGUUUAGAGUUUUUUUACCUUGUCGUUGUCUUUUAUUGUAACUAUUUCGUAAUUACUGUGUCCUUGGCGUGGGCUACUAGGUGAGUCUUGUUGAAAUGGUACCUACCUACCUACCUCGCUUCCUCCCUCCUCCCUCCCCGCUCUUCGUCGACUCAACUCCGUCCCCCAAGCCGAAGGAAAACAGCGGAAAGAGAGUGUGCUCACAGACGACUACGGAAACAACGUUUCAGAGCACACAUUUUUUUUCCACGCAGUCAGAUAAAAACUUUUGUAACCCUUUGGCGUUGGCGAGAAUUGUAACUUACAGUACCAGUCCACCUAGUCAAAUACGAAUCCACUCGAUCAAAAAUCAUCCAUUGGGCCUGGUGUUUACAAAUAUUUUGGUCUUUUUAGACUCGAGGAACCGACAAGAAUCUAACUAAAAGCUCUCGGAUUUUAACUGGAAUGAUGAGAAGGUAAUUAUAGAUAAAUUAGCAAAUAAAUGCAAGUCUUUCUCUUCCGUGUUUUUCUUUUCCCCGAUUUGAAGCCCUUUUUUCCAUGUGCAGCAAACGUCUUUGACCCACUGUUCACCAAACUGCUUUGCGUCAUUGUAGUUGCGAAACGAUCACUUUCGCAUCUUUUAGAGGUACAGUUCACUCAGACAAAUUUACUACGAAACUGAGUAUCAUUUCGCAGAUGAAUGAAAUCUAUCUAGAGAUUAAAUGAAUUUUUUGCACCAACAAGUUAACAUCAUUGUAGUGAAUACAUGGCACCAGGAGCCCUUAACCCAGAGCGAACAACUUCCAUGUACUCGUGUCACAGCGUUCUCACCGACCAGUUUACCUUUCAAUCGCUUUUGGGUCGAAUUUAGAAUACCUCUUAAAGCCCACGAACCAGGCGGCAAAACCAACAGACCUAAAAAUGGUAUUUUGACCUUUUGAUCUGAUUAACAAUUAUUCCACGAGUGCGCGUUGAAUGUGAGAUGGUAGAUAGCCAACAAGGCGCGUAACAAGCGCGAGCGGAAUAAUUGUUUUAUUAAAAACGCCUACAAAAUAUCGAGUUCUUCCUAACUUUAUUUGUAAAAACAACCGAUUUUCAGCUUGUUUUUAAUUUUGAGCAGACGCGAACAGGUACCAUAUUUGGAGAGCAUGGUAUAAUUGCUCAUAUACCAUGAUGGCUAAGCUAAUCAGAGCUCUAGAAUUGCAUUAUCCAGUGAUUUAGUUUUAAUAAUGACGUUUAGCUUUCCUUUUUCAUAUUUUGUACUUGGAAUGUGCUCAUAGACAGAGCGGAGUUUCUCGCCGAAUCAAAGGGCUCUAAAAUGUUUCUAAAUAUAAACCGGUCCAUUCCGUGACAUAAGCCUAGUAUGGGAGUCACUCGCUCCGGGUUAUGGACUCCUAGUGGCACUAAUCAGUCUACCCACGAAUCUCGCACCUACCAUGCACAAAUUAAGGAGCUUUAGCAACGGUAGCCUGUACACAGACGUUGUUUUAUUUUUCUUUUCGGUUAAUAAAUCCACCGCAGUUUUUAUUUUUUAUCACGCGCGCUCGAUGGACUUUGAAGAGAAAAUAGAGGGUCUGUGAUCAGGCUAUAGCAACGGCAACGAGAACGUCAAAAAAACAAUGGCUUUAUUUUAGCAAAACAACAAAUCUGCAGGUGCCACACUUUUUUUGUCCAUUUCUUUACCGUCACUGCACGACUACGACGUGAAAAUGCCUAUUUUCACGUUUUAUGGAGGACAUAAACAAGCGAAGACGAAUUUUCUUCAAUUUCUCUUUCUACACGUGAGUGCAGUCCCCAGGAAAUCAACUCCAGGGAAAUUCGCCUACAUUUGACAUUUUCAGCGUAUUAGAAUAAACGCGACAAAGAUUAAAAAAUCGCCAAUUCAUUUAAAAGUGGUCUUUUUGCUGUCGUCCGCGUCGUCGAUGCUAAAGCUCCCUGUUAUCGUUUAAAAAGCGCUAUUGGGUCCGACCAGAAUGAGGUGCGUUAAUCAUUUAGGCACGCAAAGUAGUUUGAGUGAGCAUAGUGCAAUUCCGAUAAAUAAUAUCGUCACGUGACCACUCACGGAAACUAUUGCCGUCCAUACCCUCCUAUUUUAUCUGAAUGCUGUAAUUUUUGUUUUCAGGAUAAUCCAAAACAGAAUAAUAAUGGCUAUCAUAUGCCUUGCAAUACUUGGAGUUAUUGGACUUGUCAUAUAUUACGCUACGAAAUAAUAAUAUAUAAUUAAACCGAUGAUAUCUACGGUCGAAUCCCGGUAACUCGAACCCUCUGCAACUGGAACCUCCCGCUAACUCAAAGCAAUUUACGUUUCCCUUCAGAUCGUUUUCUAUAUAAUUUUACCCUCGAUAACUCGAACUCCCGAUAACUAUUUCCCUUGAAGGUUCGAAUUAUCGGGAGUCGACUGUACCUGUAAUCAAGAUUAAUUGAUUUUAUACGACUGAAUGUAUUAUGAUCGGUCAUCCUUAAGGAAUUUUUAUUUGCAGUCAGACUGUCGACCAUUCUCGCUAUUAUCGUGAGCCAAUUCGUAAGACUGGUUUACGCGUCCGGAACAAGUCUAUGCGCAAGAAAAUGGAACGAUUUAUCUUGUCUUGUGCUUGUGCUUAUGCCAUUGCUUGAGUUGUUGAUUCGCAUAACGCAUGCGUGAGUACAAACACAUGUUAGUUUGGUAAACACAUGUAAGUUUGGUUCACUGUGUGCUUAUAACGGAUCUAUUGGUGUAACAAACUAUCUUUUUAAAAGGAGAAAAUCAUCUAGGGCUCCUAAAAACAGUGAAAAUUCCAUAGAAAAUGAUUGUAAAUCUUAGAUGGAAGUCACUGCCUUCCCAAAAGUAAACAUAAAAAAGCGAAGCAAGCUCUCACUCGGCAUUUUUUGUUCGGAAAAGGGGUGAGGGAGGGGGAGAGCAGUGAACAAUGGUUCAAUUUAGAUUUCGCCGAGAAAGCUUGUUCGCAGACAAGAAAUUUUUGCUCGUUCGUAGCACUAAGUAUCACUGGUAUCACUUGCAUAGUCAAUCAACUCGCCCAUUACAGAUUACUUCAUAUCAUUUACACCCAUAGAAAGGAUUCACUUUUACAGACAUUCCUUAGUAUCUUACAUUUAAAUCUUGUUAAUAUUUAAUUUAAUUUAAGUAAUUUUCCAAUAGUUGGUGAUGAGAACAAAAGAAUCAUUUCCAAUUAGGUAAACUUACAGGGCGGGCUAUUAUACCGGAGUGUAGCCCGACGGUGUUUAACAAACCACAAUGUAAGCCGUUUUCAAUGAGGCCUGGCACAGUAAUUUCGAGAAAAAAUAUACGUAGCCAAGUCUAACAAAAAAGAUUCAUUUGUCCAUUUAAUACAACGCAUGGUUGUCGUAAACCGUGAUGUAAGUUUUACAGUCGACCCUCCUGUAAGUGACCACCCAAAAUGCAAAGAGUUAGCA
Molecule: messenger RNA, 10052 nt
Organism: Porites evermanni
Lineage: Eukaryota; Metazoa; Cnidaria; Anthozoa; Scleractinia; Poritidae
Source: the annotation of a GenBank genome assembly